AUGAAGGUAUAUUUAUUGUAUGUUUUGUUAUUAUGUUUACAACAAUUAUCUGUUUACUCAUUGGAUCAUGUCUGUGAUUUCACAAAAGAAUCAAAUAUGCGUGGAACUUCAAAUAAAAAAAUAUGUGAAAUAAAUGCCAAACCAUUUGAUUUAAUAACUUUCAAAUGUCCAAAAAAAUUUGGUCCAAAAUGUUUUAGUUCCGUAAGUUUAUCAGAUGAUAUAAAUAACCCAAAUAAAUUAGAAGCACCAAUGAAUCAAGUAUUAUAUGGAUCAAUAGUUUAUGGUGAUAGUGUUUUAAUAUCACCAGUAGUUCCACGAAACACAACAUUCUAUUGUUUUUGUAAUAUAGAAUCGAAAAUAUCAAAAGAAACAAAAAAUGUAGUACCAAAAAGUGAAAAAAAACAGGAAAAAGAAGAAGAAGAAGAAGAAGAAGAAGAAGAGGUAAUAGAGGAACCUGAAGAAAUAAACGAAGAUGCACAAAGAGCGUUAGACAGAGUGAAAAAGGGAAGAAGUGUAAAAUACAGUGAAAAAACUAAACCAAAAGAAAGCGUAGUUCAAGAAGAAUUAAUAGAAGAAGAAGAAGCACAAGAACAAACUCAAGGAAAGAGUAGAAUAUCUAAAAUUGGUAUUAUGAAAGUUGUAGUUUCAAGUAGUCCUAAUAAAAUAAAAGGAUGUGAUUUUGGUAGUACUUUCUCUGAUUAUUUUACAAAACCAUUUCCUCUGGAAAAACAUGGAGGUAGUAGAGUUUGUAAAAUCGAAGCAAAUCCAGGUGAAUUUGUAGGAUUCAAAUGUAUUUACGAUAGUGAAGGUUCUAUAGAACCAAAAAAUUGUUUUGAAAAAGUUUAUCAUAAUAACACAGAAAAAAAUUUAAAAGACAUUAUGCCAGGAUACAUUUCUUAUAAUAAUGGACAAAAUGCUCAUUAUGCUUUUUAUAUAAGGUUACCACAUUUUAUACAAAGUAGUUAUACUAUUCAGUGCAAAUGUAGAUCAACUCAAAGUGAAUUUGAUAAUUACAUUUUUGAAUUAGACGUAACAGGAGGAGAAAGUGACAUUAUAGAAAAUUCUUUCAAACAUUAG
This is a messenger RNA of Plasmodium gallinaceum, 1077 nucleotides long. RefSeq names its product 6-cysteine protein, putative. The transcript has a single exon. Gene Ontology annotation, cellular component: cell surface; plasma membrane. The record is from RefSeq and is a predicted model, not a curated record. Gene Ontology annotation, biological process: symbiont entry into host. Bases 1 to 1077 code for a protein of 358 amino acids. NCBI's taxonomy places the organism in Eukaryota, Apicomplexa, Aconoidasida, Haemosporida, Plasmodiidae.